AUGUUCCUGGAAGAAAAGAUUAUGACCAAGGACUCUGGAGGAGAAAAGGCAUCUGAAAGCCAAACAAGAAAAUCAGGGACGACAGGACUACGUAAGUGCAAAAAAUGGAGCGCCGCGGCCCAGCCAGUGCUCCGGCCCGGCCACCCGGCCGCAUGCCGGGGUCGGAAUCCUGCAGGACGACUGUCCUCACCCUGCCUGCAGCCUGCGUGCGCUCCCGUGCCGCCGCCACGCUCUGGCCGGGCACGGCUCUCGGUGCGCAAGUUCACAGACAAACACGAGUGGGUAACCGCAGAGAAUGGUGUUGGAACAGUGGGGAUCCGCCAUUUUGCACAGGAAACUUUGGGAGAUAUUUACCGGAGUCUUCCCGAAGUUGGGACAAAACUGAACAAACAGGAUGCGUUUGGUGCUCUGGAAAGUGUGAACGCUGCUAGUGAACGCUACUCUCCUUUAUCAGAAGUCACAGGAAUUAAUGACGCGCUUACAGAGAAUCCCGGGCUUGUGAACAAACCCUGUUAG
Echinops telfairi (small Madagascar hedgehog) is the source of this 516-nucleotide messenger RNA. Its product is annotated as glycine cleavage system H protein, mitochondrial-like. The record is from RefSeq and is a predicted model, not a curated record. Bases 1 to 516 code for a protein of 171 amino acids. The transcript is spliced from 2 exons. Gene Ontology annotation, biological process: glycine decarboxylation via glycine cleavage system; protein lipoylation. NCBI's taxonomy places the organism in Eukaryota, Metazoa, Chordata, Mammalia, Afrosoricida, Tenrecidae. Gene Ontology annotation, cellular component: cytoplasm; glycine cleavage complex; mitochondrion.